Molecule: messenger RNA, 2438 nt
Organism: Phaeodactylum tricornutum CCAP 1055/1
Lineage: Eukaryota; Bacillariophyta; Bacillariophyceae; Surirellales; Neidiaceae
Exons: 2
Coding region: 1019-2365 (448 amino acids)
Source: RefSeq, a predicted model, not a curated record
AACCCUUUCUCUUUAAAGCCGCCGUGGACGACAGGGCGUCCACUGUCUUUCGCAUGGAACCCUGUAAAAGUAAGUGACAUCCGGCAUUAAAAUCGAGGCUUUCUAUUCCGUUGGGCACCCAAAAGACUCGCAAUGAAGUCCGGUAUUCUGGCAAUGCCAUAUGUCGCAGUUUGCGUUAACGGGUCGUUAUCGUCGAAACGAUUGAUUCCACGUACGCUUUGGGACAGUCCAACGCGUUUGGAAUCUUUCAACAUCGCCGUUGGAAGGUUUUGGAGGGUGCAGGAACGGCGCGAAAGUGUUGCCGUCCGCAAGGGUUUAGCCGGACCGUCCGGCCGACCUUGGACCUCGAAGGAAGUGGCAGAGGGCGCGACCUCAUCUACGUUUCUUCGCUGGUCUCGAUAGUUCCUUGGGGGCUAGCAAGUGUCUCCGAUACAAGCUGACAUGAAAUCUCGUUCUUUGUUUGUGCGCCUACUCUUUCUGGAUUCUUACUUUCGAUCCGCCCAGUGUUUCUCGACAUUUUCUCUAAUACCUGAUCCAACUGGUGCUGCUUCAGCAUUGCUACACAUGUCAGCUACAGUUACUACAUCGAUGCAUGUUCUGUAAAUUGUUGACUGUGAAAGUGAAAACAAAGAGCCUUGCAUGAUUGGAACGGCAAUUAAACUCCACGCAAUCACUUUCAUUACAUCAAAAGGCUUUUUUAUUAAAAAGUAAAGGAUCAUUCUUGUCAAAAGCGGCAAACAAAAGGAGGGGCUCAACGAUUGAUAAGACGAAAAACUACUGACCGUUACAUUACGAUGCAGAGGUGCCGACGUCCCCCAGUCGUGGCGCUGACUGUGAAUUUGGGAAGUCCAACACUUGUCCGUCCUCUCAGAAUUCGAAAAUGUUCGUGCGGCAGAGCUCGAUGGAAUAACAACUGACACGUCUUUUCAUAAUUUUUCGAUCCCGAUGACGACGCGUACUAACGAAACAAAAACUUCCAUCAAGACAAGAGGGGCAGACGGAAUAUGCUGUUGAAACGAUGGCCGCCUUUCUAGAAAGUUGGCACGAAGCUGCCAUCACAUCACUUGGCCUUUUCUGGACCGCAUUUUGGGCAUUUGCGUUAGGCUACCUUAUCUCUUCUAUGAUCCAAGUUUUUGUGACGCGAAAAAAAAUGCAAGAACUCAUGGGCGUUGAAGGCGUAAAGUCAAUUGCCUUGGCAACUUUUUUCGGCUUUGUGAGCUCUUCGUGCAGCUUCGCCGCUUUGUCUGGAGCCCGUUCUCUUUUCGCCAAAGGGGCUGGCCUUGUACCAGCUUUGUCGUUUCUUUUGGCUUCGACCAAUCUCGUAAUCGAGCUAGGAAUCGUAAUUGCCGUCUUCCUGAGCUGGGAAUUUGUGGUUGGUGAAUAUGUCGGAGGGAUUAUUCUAAUUCUGUUAACGUGGCUCCUGGUCCAUUUUACGACACGGUUUGCUCCCGUGGAAGAAGCACGUCAGCGAGCGCUAAAGCAUGAAAAUGCUGGUAGCGAAGGCCAAGGUAGCCACGGCAAUCAAAGAAGACGGAAUGAAGGCGAGAGUAUGAAAGAUGGCGCAAGUCGCGACAAGAGGAACAGCGACACGGAAAGGGAGGUAGAAGACGGAGAUGCUUCCGACGAUGACGAUCACGAAUCCAGAGAUGAAGAUAACCAAGGUAGCAUGAAGCCGCACAAGUUUUUUGCCAAGGAUUCAUGGGAACAGGUGGCAAUGCGCUACUUCAUGGAGUGGAACAUGGUUUGGAAAGAUGUAACAGUUGGCUUUACUGUUGCUGGCAUUGUCUCCGCUUUUGUGCCCAAUUCAUUUUUCAAUUGGUUGUUCAUAAGCGGGGACGACCCAUCUUUCUGGGAAUUGCUCGAAGAAUGCUUGGUCGGCCCUGUUGCUGCCUUUUUCACGUUUAUUGGCUCCAUGGGAAACAUUCCACUGGCCGCGGUCCUCUUUGAGAACGGCGUUUCGUUUGCCGGGAUAAUGGCAUUUAUAUUCUCAGACCUUGUUGUGAUCCCCAUCAUUCGAAUCAAUGCAAAGUACUACGGAUUGAAGAUGGCGUUGUACAUUUUAGGAGUCUUUUUGACUGUGUUGGUCGCCACGGCACUGAUUUUGUACUAUGUCUUCGACGUCAUCGGAAUCUUACCGUCUCCGGAAAGCGUUGACUCUUUGAGCGAACGGGACUUUUUUGAACUCAAUUAUACGUUUGGUUUGAACAUCAUCUUCCUCGUAAUGUCUGUUGGCCUGUUUGGCUGGUACUUUGCAAAGCAUGGCUUUGGCUGGUCGAUGGGCGGCACCGUCAUCGAGAUUGGGUUGUUUUGGCUUGCUCUGGCUUCGUACAUAUGGUUGAUUGGUGGAUUGCUUGCCAUUGUUUAGAUUGAAGAUUUGUAUUCGUUGAUUCAUGUAGCAGUACUUACUUUUCUAAAGCCACAUCUGAACGUUUUCUGAC